GACUGGUGUAUAUCUCGACAACUUUGGUGGGGCCACAGAAUCCCGGCUUAUUUUAUUACAGUUAAAGGAGAGAAAGAAGUGGAUGAUAGCUGUGACGAUUAUUGGGUUUCUGCACUGUCUGAGCAGGAGGCGAUUAUCAAAGCUUGCAAAAAACUGAACCUUCCUGCAGAGCGGAUUCAUCUACGACAAGACGAGGAUGUUUUGGACACAUGGUUUUCAUCCGCGCUGUUUCCGUUUUCCGUUUUUGGUUGGCCUUCUCAAACUCAAGAUCUUAAAAACUUUUACCCCGGCAAUCUAUUGGAAACUGGAUACGAUAUUCUAUUUUUCUGGGUAGCGCGCAUGGUGUUUUUCGGGCAAAAGCUGACUGGUCAGCUGCCAUUCAAAGAAGUUUAUCUGCACUCGGUUGUACGCGAUGCUCACGGCAGAAAAAUGAGCAAAUCUUUAGGAAACGUGAUUGACCCGCUUGACGUGAUUCGCGGUACUUCGCUUCUAGAGCUGUUCAAUAAGUUAGGAUUCGGCAACCUCGAUGCGAAUGAAAUUGCUCGAGCGGAAAAGGGACUACGACAUGACUAUCCUGACGGAAUACCGGAGUGCGGUACCGACGCUUUACGAUUCGCUCUCUGUGCCUAUACCGGUCAAGGUCGGGACGUGAAUCUGGACGUGCUACGCGUAGAGGGCUAUCGUCAUUUCUGUAACAAGAUCUGGAAUGCGUUUAAGUUCACACUAAUGACACUCGGGAAUACCUUUAUUCCGGUUGAUCGUUUCCACCUUUUUGGAGUCGAACGCGUUGUGGACCUGUGGAUUCUGAGUCGUCUAAGUGCUUGCGUCAAAGCUGCCGAUGAAGGAUUUUCGCAAUAUGAUUUCAGCAAGGUUACCACAGCGUGCUUCAGCUUUUGGCUUUACGAAUUUUGUGAUGUCUACUUGGAAAGCGUCAAGCCAGUAAUGCAGUGCGGUGACGACUUGUUGAUAGACUGUUGCCGUCAAAUCCUCUAUUUUGUAAUGGACACCGCUCUCCGACUCAUAUCGCCGUUCAUGCCAUUCAUCACUGAAGAAUUAUGGCAACGUUUGCCAUCGUUAGCUCAUGUUCAACGAUCCGAAAGCAUCUGCGUCGCGAAAUAUCCGACACCGAAAGAGUAUUGCUGGGAGAACGUCGAUGCCGAACGUCAAAUCAGCCUCGCCAUGUCAAUUGUCAGAUCAACGAGGGCUGUUAGAGCGGAUUACAAUCUGACCCCGAAGGUCAGAACCAAACUGUUCAUUACGCCAGUAGACGACGCGGUUGCCGAUGAUAUUCGGCAGUGUGAAGACCUUAUUGCUACUCUGUCCUUGUCUAGCAAUGUAGAACAGCUGUCGAGCACUAUCUUUCCUGCGGGAUGCGCCACUUACCCAAUCGGUAGCAAGUGCAACAUUCACGUUCUUCUGCAGGGUCUAAUCGAUAUAAAUCUCGAGGUAAGCAAGCUCACCAGCAGGAGAGAAAAGCUUAUAAAUCAGUUAGAUGCAUUUAAAAAAGUAAUGACGACUGUGGACUAUGAAGAAAAAGUGCCGAAACAAGUCAAGGAAAGUAACAUCACGAAAGAGGCGGAACUGAAAAGCGAGUUGACUCAUAUUGAGGAAAGUAUCUCCGCACUCGUUGGUAUGCUUGAAAACACAGAACGACAUCUCUAA
Molecule: messenger RNA, 1662 nt
Organism: Soboliphyme baturini
Lineage: Eukaryota; Metazoa; Nematoda; Enoplea; Dioctophymatida; Soboliphymatidae
Source: the annotation of a GenBank genome assembly